Molecule: messenger RNA, 843 nt
Organism: Saccostrea echinata
Lineage: Eukaryota; Metazoa; Mollusca; Bivalvia; Ostreida; Ostreidae
Exons: 3
Coding region: 1-843 (280 amino acids)
Biological process (GO): adenylate cyclase-activating G protein-coupled receptor signaling pathway
Cellular component (GO): plasma membrane
Molecular function (GO): G protein-coupled receptor activity
Source: RefSeq, a predicted model, not a curated record
AUGAGUAUUAACAUCACAGUGUCUGUCGAAGAUUCCCGAUAUAACAUUCCAGUAAUAGGACUAGGGACACCAUAUUUCUAUCUCAUUCACAUUUUGACUCUUUUUUGUACAAUAUGUAGCAUCACAUCUGCAGUUAUUAUUCUUGUGAUAUCCUUUCGGUCUAAAACUGCACGCACUUUUUUCAAAUCAUGGUCGAAAUGCGAACGUUUUAUUGUUUAUUUGGCUCUUUGUGAUGGUUUCCCAAGCCUAGUAGCGUUUAUGGAUCACAUUCAAGUGACCAUCGCUAAAGACCAUGUCCAUCCAAUUGAGCUGUGCGAAUUCUAUGGUUUCAUCAUAUUUCUCUUUUGUGCCGCUCAAAUGCUCCUUGUAUCUCUCAUUGCAAUUAAUACAUUUGCUCUCAUGGAAUUCCGUAAAAAUACUGAUCUUGGAAAAUGUGAUUGGAAACUUCAUUUCCUAAUAUUUGGCUUCCCGUUUUUUGGUUGCCUUGGUGUAACUUUUGCAGAUGAUAUCGGACCCAUGGGAGCCAUGUGUGGAGUGGUAGGAAAAAUCUCCUGCCUGUUUUUCUCUGCGAUACCGAUACUGGUUAUAAUGACACUUAACACUGUUCUUUACACACUUACUUGGUACAAAAUCAGAAUGGAGACGAAAAGAAUAAAUGGCACCAUUGAUAGCAAAUGUCCAGACAAGAAAGCCACUCAGGCCGCCAGGACAAUGUCUCUAUUUGUGUUUCUCAUCAAGUGGUGGGCAGUGGCAGUUUAUGGAACCUGGAAAGUUGCUGUCGAUGAUGUACCUGUAGAAAUGCUUAUUAUUGCCAUGAUGUUCGCUAAUACGGGGGUGUUUUGA